CAGUUAUUGUCUCUGCUUCUGUGGAAUGCAAAGAGAAUUAUAAUAAUUCUAGUUUAUUUCUCUUUGAUUAUAAUGCACGUCUUGUGGUCUAUCGUCCGUGGAUUGUGAAUUGUGGUUCUGAUUAUUUCUACCAGUGUUAUAAUUAUUUUUAAUUAACUAGUGAGAUACUAUGUAAACAGUGCUGUGAAAUAAAAUAAAAGGAGCUUAGUCUAAAUGAGUGAUUCAUAGUAUUAUUUAAUGUUAUACACGUCACUGCAACGAUCAUUUAAAAACACUGCGGAACUCAUCUCGCAUUUGUGACGCAGACACGCCAAAAUAUAAUUUGUUAUGGAGUAUUGAAGUACGUGAACAUAAUUCGAGAUGUGGAUGAAGAUCUGUACGGUGUUGGUGCUGGCGGGGGCAGCUACAGCGCUUUUAGAAGGGCCUAAUGUUUGUACCAGACAAGAACCAUAUACAACAACAAUAAGGGUAUCCCAGCAACAGCCUUAUCAAGUAAAGGAGUAUUCGUGGUGCUUAAAUGUUCCGCCGCGUUGUACAAAGUACAAAAUAAAAUUUAAACAAGUGUUUAAAACGGAAGCGUUGGUGAAGUACAGACCGGUGGAGGAGUGUUGCUCGGGGUAUGCGCCGGACGCGCAGGGCGAGCAGUGCGUGCCGGUGUGCGCCGACGCAUGCGUGCACGGCAAGUGCGUCGCGCCCAACACGUGCUCCUGCGCGCACGGCUACGGCGGACCCGCCUGCGACAUAUCGUGUCCCGAUGGCAAGUGGGGUCGUAACUGUCAGAACGAGUGUCGCUGCCUGAACGGGGGCACGUGCGAGCCGCUGUCGGGCGAGUGCGCGUGCGCAGCGGGAUGGCGCGGCGAUGCGUGCGAACGGCCGUGCUCGCCGCCCAGGUACGGCGACGCGUGCGCCGAGACCUGCCGCUGUCGCAACAACGCCACCUGCCACCACGCCAGCGGCGCCUGCUCCUGUCCGCCAGGGUUCACCGGACCGCUCUGCGAAGAAGUAUGUCCAGUUCCUCAUGUAGCGUGUCCACAAAACUGUCGCUGUCAAAACAACGGCACUUGUCAUAUAUUAUCUGGCGAAUGUGAAUGCACUGCUGGAUGGACUGGCGAAGUGUGUGCCAAUAAAUGUCCUGCGGGCAGAUGGGGAGACUCAUGUGAAAACAUUUGUCAAUGUGCCAAUGGUGCCAGUUGUCAUCAUGUUACCGGGCGCUGUCAAUGUGAAGCUGGAUUUAUCGGUGAGAAGUGCCUAGACAUCUGUCCGGUGGGUACGUACGGCGUGGAGUGUUCUAAGAAAUGCUUGUGUGAGCACGGCGGCGAGUGUAAUCCGCGAGACGGCUCCUGCGCAUGCCGGCCCGGCUGGGCGGGCGACCGCUGCGAGCGACGCGCCUGCGCCGACGGCAAGUGGGGGCCGCACUGCGAACACGACUGCGACUGCAACCCGGAAACUACUGAAAUGUGCGACCCGUGGUCGGGCGCGUGCUCGUGCGUGGCGGGGUGGGGCGGCGACGCGUGCGCGCGGCAGUGCCCGAUGCUCACCUACGGCAAGGGCUGCCGCUACACCUGCCGCUGCGAGAACAACGGCCACUGCUCGCCGAUUAACGGAUCUUGCCUGUGUGCGCCGGGGUACCGCGGGCUGCGCUGCGAGGAGCCGUGUCCCGCGCCAUACUACGGCGACAACUGCGCCGACAAAUGCGACUGCCACAACAACGCCACCUGCUCGCAUGAAACCGGAAUUUGCGAAUGUAAACCGGGCUUUUUCGGGUUAAACUGUGAUCGACCAUGCGACGGCAAGACCUUCGGCGCAUACUGCAGGCAGCAAUGUCAAUGUGAAAACGAUGCACCUUGUAAUCCCGUCACUGGCGCGUGCGUGUGCGGCGCGGGGUACCGCGGCGCGCGCUGCGAGCGGCGGUGCGCGGCGGGCUGGUUCGGGCAGCAGUGCGCGACGCGCUGCGACUGCGGCGCGCACGCCGCCGGCUGCCACCACGUCACCGGACAGUGCCUCUGCGACCCGCCCUGGAGAGGUCUGCCUAGGAAACGCGUGCGGUGCGAGAGUCAGUGCCCGGCGGGGCGGUUCGGCUCGGACUGCUCGGAGCGCUGUCCGUGCGGCAACAACGCCUCCUGCGACGCGCUCUCCGGGCGCUGCGUGUGCGCCGCGGGCUGGACCGGCGCCGCCUGCGACCAGCCCUGUCCGCCCGGACACUACGGCGCCGCCUGUCUGCAGCGCUGCCCGCCGCCGCCAGACGGUACGAACAGCACUUGUGACCCGGUGACCGGCAAGUACACCUGUCCCAGCGGGUACACGGGCGACACGUGCGAGUUCCCGUGUCCGCUCGGCAGCUACGGGUUGAACUGCGCACAGAAAUGCGACUGCAAGAACGGCGCCGACUGCCACCAUGUUACGGGCGAGUGCCAGUGCGUGCCGGGCUGGCGCGGGCGGCGCUGCGCGGAGGCGUGCGGCGCGGGCUGGUGGGGCGCGGCGUGCUCGCAGCCCUGCCGCUGCGCGCGCGGCGCCGCCUGCCGCGCCAGCGACGGCUACUGCCGCUGCCCGCCCGGCUACACCGGACACUACUGCACGCAGUUCUGUCCGGAAGGCUACUUCGGUGACCACUGUAUGGAGGCGUGCAACUGUUCGUCGACGGGCAACUGGGCGUGCGACCCGAUACAGGGCUGCGUUUGUCAGCGCGGGUUCAUCGGUGAUAACUGCGACGUGCACGCCAAGGACGCCAUCGUCAUCGGAAAAGCAUCUGCAGGUUCGACGAACAGCGGGCUGGUGGCAGUGAUGAUAAUCCUGGCGCUGCUGUGCGCCGCCGCGGCCGUGCUCGUGCUGCUCUACUACCGCAACCGCGUGCGCAACCUCAAGCGAGAGAUCGCGCACGUGCACUACACCGCCGACCCCAACUCGCAACCCGAGCAACAGCACUUUGACAACCCGGUAUACUCGUUCCAAAGUUCGACGCGUAGUGACGACUCGGCCACACUGCUCAACAACGCGACACAGUUCGUUAACAAUCUCGGCCCGAGUAAACUAAGCAACACCGCUAUGGAGAAACUGAGAAUGCAAUCCUCGAGCUCUAGCGAUACUUAUGACCCACUAUCGUCGCUGAAGAAUAAGGACGCAGAUGCAAAUAAUCCAAAUUUGUAUCAAUAUGUUGAUGAUAACAAAUUGGACCACGUUUACGACGAAAUCAAACAUAAGGAGGGAUAUGAAAUGGAAUACGACCAUCUGAACUACACACCGCCCGCUAACAAGUGGAAGCCGCAUUAUCACAGGAUGGCGAACGGAUUUACCACGCCCAACACGCAGUCGACUUCAGAGUCUCGCGAGGACACCCCCACCCCUACGCCACCCAUUCCCCCACUGCCCAAGCUAACAGUGGCCCCUAUUCCCCCUAGCAGGGACACCGGGAGCGCAGGCUACCCCUCACUUCCCCUCACCGCCCCUGCCCCUCCGAGCAGAGAGGAACAGCCCCUCAACGUACCCACUCCUCCCCGCAGAGAAAACGACUCCAACGACGAGGAGGAAUCUCCAACACCGUGACACGUAUCCGUGACAAAUUGUAGAUCAAUUAGUUGGCCCAAAAAUGAAAUUCUGAAUCGAUAUUACAUGUGAAGCUUAAAUGUGUGUUCACGAGCAUCCUGUGGGUUGGAUGAUUUUGUAAAAUCAUUAUUUGAAAUCCAAGCUUUAAAUUCGGCAUCUAUGCAAAAAAUCUCUUUAUUUUUAUGGAAUUUUUAAUAGUCAUCAUUAGAUCGUAUUUUGAUACAUUUUAUAAAAAUGAUAUUAUUGUCAUUGUUGUGGUAGGCGCCAAUCUAAUUUCUCAAUCUUGUGUAAUUUAUUUUUAAAAUGUUUUGUAAGUAUUGGCAUUUUAAUAUAUUUUUAUUAUAAACUAUGAUUUUAAUGCUGUAAUUAACAUUUAUUUUUUAAUGAACCUUAAGCGUCGUUUAAAAUCUUCGAUUAUAAUAGCCCUUCUUUAAACUGAAAAAAAAAUGAUAUUAUCUAUUUGUAAUUCGGUCGCAACUAUCUAUCUUAAAAGAGCAAAUUUUACUUUACGAUCGGGUUGUUUAUGUUAUGCGAUUAAUGGUUGUAAAAAUGUAAUAUAUAAAGCAAUAUCUUUUACUAAAUAUAGAAACAUUUGCAUAUCUUAGAGCGGUAUUAAAAAAAAAAAGUUUGUCUUAUUUACUGAUAUGAUUGAUAUAUUAUGAACUAUGUAUCGUAAUUUAACUUUUAGUUGUAAUGGUAUAAACAAAAUAAAAAUUAAGGCAAUAAUUUAUAUUUCGAGUAAAAAUAUAGGUCAUCAUUAUUAUAAAUUAACUAGCAAAUUUUUUAUUCUGAUAAUAUUUGUUACGAGAAAGUGUCUUGUGAACUACACUGUAAAAGGACCCACCAAAAUUAGAUCUCCAAUAACUUUUUUGUUUUAAAUAUUUUUUCUAAUUACCUUCCUUGUGUAUUAACAAAUGAAAUGUUUUAUUAUCACCCUUUUAUAUGAUUACACUUUAUAUUGUAUUUAAUUAUUAUUCACUGCCGUGUAAUUCAAAAUGAUAUAUUAAAUUAAACCUAGUGGAUGCACUUGUUACAUUCCACUCAUAUGUGAAGUAUGUAUAAUGUAUAUUUAUUUUAUCUGUGUGUUUAUCAUUUAUAAUAUUUUACUUGUUGUUGAAUUAUUUACAUUUUAUUUUGGAAUCGUUAAUGUGACUUAUUACAUUUUAUUUUUGGAUAAUGUUGUGUAUGACGAGAUCGGAUCAAUUUUUGCCUAAAAUGUACAAUAAAUAGCUAGAUAAUGUGUGGUAUUGUGCGUGUAAAUAUUUUGUAAUUAUCAUCGCACCAUAAUGGUUUAUUAGUGACAUGUUGAAUUGGAAAAGUUGCUCAAAGUGCCAAAUAGGAACUAAGAUAGAUGUUGAAUGAUAUAAAUGUUGUGAAAAAUAAAUCGGAUGUUAAAUGGCAGUAAAAAACGUUUAAGAUUAUGUUAUGAUAAGCUUUUUUAUACGAAUAAUGCAUUUCAAUAUGGUGCAAUAAAGAUAAUUAUCUACUGCCAUUGUCGGCAUAUUAUAUGUUGGACGAAAAUAAUUAUCUGACAAUAUUUUUAAAAUAUUUACAUUGGGUAACAUUAACAAAAAAUAUCAUAGUAAUUUAUAAAUUUAAAAGAUUUUUUCCAAAAUUAGUAUGAGUACUUUUCUAUUAUUUGGCACUUUACACGUGUUUUAUGAAGUUAAGAUGAAUAUUUGUGAUAUAUUUUAAGAUAAUAAUCUAAUAAAUCAGGUUUAAUCAUUACAAA
Manduca sexta (tobacco hornworm) is the source of this 5272-nucleotide messenger RNA. It is a transcript of the gene drpr, whose product is annotated as protein draper. Gene Ontology annotation, molecular function: protein binding; scavenger receptor activity. The transcript is spliced from 20 exons. NCBI's taxonomy places the organism in Eukaryota, Metazoa, Arthropoda, Insecta, Lepidoptera, Sphingidae. Bases 361 to 3540 code for a protein of 1059 amino acids. The record is from RefSeq and is a predicted model, not a curated record.